Messenger RNA from Gamsiella multidivaricata, 2904 nucleotides. RefSeq names its product peptidase M16C associated-domain-containing protein. Bases 1 to 2904 code for a protein of 967 amino acids. Gene Ontology annotation, cellular component: mitochondrial matrix. The transcript is spliced from 12 exons. Gene Ontology annotation, biological process: protein processing. Lineage: Eukaryota; Fungi; Mortierellomycota; Mortierellomycetes; Mortierellales; Mortierellaceae. Gene Ontology annotation, molecular function: metal ion binding. The record is from RefSeq and is a predicted model, not a curated record.
AUGGCACUUACCUUUGACCGCGGCGCCUCGUGUUUUGCUAAAUUAGAGUCAUGGAAGCCAGGAAAAUCGAUUCAUGGAUACACAGUUCUCGAGACACGCCAUGUCAAGGAACUGGAGCUAGACGCUAUUCGCCUGAAGCACGAAAAGACUGGGGCUGAGCAUCUCCACAUUGCGCGCGACGACUCGAAUAAUGUCUUUGGUGUCGGAUUCGCCACACCUCCCGACAACAGUGCAGGCGUCCCUCACAUUCUGGAGCACACGACCCUCUGCGGAAGUCGAUCUUAUCCUGUUAGGGACCCGUUUUUCAAAAUGCUGAACCGAAGCAUGGCGACAUUUAUGAAUGCUUACACUGCAAGUGAUUACACGUUGUACCCAUUCUCGACUACCAAUCCUGUGGAUUACAAAAACUUGAGGAAUGUUUACAUGGAUGCCGCAUUCUUUCCACAUCUCAGGGAGCUGGACUUUAAACAGGAAGGUUGGAGGCUGGAGCACGAGAACCCAAAUGACAAGGACUCUCCUAUUGUCUUUAAGGGAAUUGUCUAUAAUGAAAUGAAGGGUCAGAUGGCGGACGCAGGGUAUCUUUUCUGGUCAAAAAUGCAACAAUACAUGUUUCCAGGAACGACAUACGCCUUCAACAGUGGAGGAGAUCCUGCGAACAUCACUGAUCUCACCCAUGAGGAGCUCGUCCACUUCCAUAAAACACAUUAUCAUCCCAGUAACGCCAAAUUCUACACCUACGGAAACUUCCCUUUGGAGGACUCGCUUGAGUUUAUCAACACUAAACUGCAGGAGUUUUCGCCUAUCACUCCCCCGCUCGCUGAAAAGAUCGUGAAGCCGUUCGAGAGUCCUCUCCGCGUCAAUCUGACCUGCCCUGUGGAUCCAAUGGCUUCACCGGAGAAGCAGAUUAAGCUGUCAGUUUCUUUUCUUACAAACAAGGCUACCGAUACAUUUGAAGGCUUCGGGCUGAGGAUUCUUUCGGAUCUGCUCACAGACGGACACGCUUCUCCCAUGUACAAGGCGCUAAUCGAGUCCAGCUUGGGAUCUGAGUACUCUGCCAACACUGGUUACGAUUCAUCGACUAUGGUCAGCUCUCUUUCGUUUGGUGUUCAAGGAAUGAUGAUGGAGGACGCUCAAAAAGUCGAGGAGACGAUCAUGCAGGUCCUUCACAAAGUUAAGGAAGAAGGUGUUGAUCCUAAGCGCAUCGAGGCAAUUGUUCACCAGAUGGAGCUCGGACAAAAACAUAAAACAUCGUUCUUUGGGAUGAGUCUUAUGCAAGGACUGUCCUCAGGGUGGUUCAAUGGCUGCAAUCCAGUGGACCUGUUAGAACUCAACAAGAACAUUGACCGCCUGAAAUCCGAGAUUGCUUCAGGACCAUUCUUCCAGAACCUCAUCUCCAAAUACCUUUUGAACAACCCUCACAAACUGGUGUUCUCGAUGACCCCCAGCCCAGAUUAUGGCACUGAAGUAGCGGCCAACGAGACGACACGUCUCAUGGGCAAAACGAGCGUGUUGACAAAGGCUGACAAGGAGGCCAUUUAUCAACAGGGACAGGCGCUACUCAAGAAUCAGGAACAAGUCGAAGAUGUUUCAUGCCUUCCUACAUUGAAGGUGGAUGAUAUUUCAAAGAAAACAAAGACGUUUUCGUUGGAGCAUAGCGCUGUCAGCAGCGUUCCUGUGCAGUGGCGUCCUACUUCAACCAACGGCAUCACGUACUUCCGCGGAAUCAGUGUCAUCCCAGGGCUGACGCCUGAGCUGAAGCAGUAUCUGCCCCUGUUCACCGACUCCUUGACGUCGCUGGGAACACACAGCCGUGCUAUGAGCGAGAUUGACGACGAGGUCAGGUUAUAUACUGGUGGUAUCCGUGUCGCGCCUUUCCUCUCCACCAACCACUCCGCCAUCGACAGCACAGAGGAGGGGGUCUCGUUCAGCUCAUACUGCUUGGACAGAAACCAAGACCACAUGUACGAUCUCCUAGGAUCUCUCAUUCGUGAGACUAACUUUGAUAACAUUGACAAGCUGCGCACUCUUAUUCAAGGAAAUGCAUCUGGUCUGUCGAACUCAGUCGCUGAAUCUGGGCACGCUUUCGCCAGAACAAACGCCGGCUCACGUUUGACCCCUGCUGGGCAUGCAUCCGAGUUGUAUGGCGGCAUGACCCAGGUCCAGUUCAUGAACGUUCUCUCUCAAAAGGAGGAUCUCUCCGAGGUAUCGCAGCGUCUAAAGGAAAUUGCAGAGCUUGCCAUCAAACGGUCCACUUUGAGACUUGCUCUCACCUGUGGCGAAGACCAGAUGUCACGUAACGAGAAAGUGGUUAGCCAGUUUAUCUCGCGCCUUGAUGCCAGACCUGUUGAUUCUGUUGCUCAGCCCGGGUUCACCCCAUCGUACGAAAAUUCGUUCUUUGAGCUGCCCUAUGGCAUCAACUUUACCGCCAAAUGUCUACGUGGAGUACCAUACACGCACGAAGACGGAGCCAAGUUGCAGAUUUUGGCUUCACUCAUGUCAAAUCUGUACUUACACCGCGAGAUUCGUGAGAAGAACGGUGCCUAUAGUGGUGGAGCAGGAUACUCCUCAACAGGCGGGCUCUUUUCCUUUUACUCAUACCGCGACCCUAGCCCUAAAAAGACACUGGCGACAUAUCAGGAUUCGGUGCGCUGGGUGUUGGAUCGUAAGGAUUUUACGGAUCAGGAAUUGGCCGAGGCCAAGUUGUCGAUCUUCCAGCGCAUGGAUGCUCCUGUCAGUGCGGCUGAAGAGGGAAUGGUUGUGUUCACUGAGGGUAUCACGGACGAGAUGCGGCAGACACGCCGCGAGCAGCUGUUGAAGGUAACAAGCGCUGAUGUUAAAGAGGUCGCCAGCCGUUACUUGCUAGACCAGCAAUCGAGCCAGUGCAUUCUUGGGGAUAAGGAAUAA